GACGGGCUCUCGUCGAGUUUGAAAGAAAGCCGUCGCGGAUCGAAAACCUUGCAUGCUAAGUCGAGGCAGCCAAGCGAAUCGCGUCCCGGCUCACACUCAAUUCCGCCUGUGACAGAGUUCCACGAACCCCCCUGAUCCUCUUCAUCGAACCCCCGUCUGGCUUCUUUAAGCUUGGCCUAGUCACUGGACCCGCCGUUGCUGUGGCCUGCCUCUUAGGCGCAUCCUGCUCUCGCGCGAAACUCCCGACCUGUUGGGCCCCGACUCUCGACCCUUUCUGCAAAAGAAAAUUGUGCUCAGCAGCUCGCUCGACCCGCUGUCACUUGGAAUAGCUUCGAUCCGGAUCACCAUUGACUCUUUUCCCACACCGGUAGAUCGUUGAACAGAAUCCUCCAGAAUGGCUUCAAAGUUUCUACGAGAGUACAAGCUGGUCGUCGUCGGUGGUGGUGGUGUUGGAAAGUCAUGCUUGACGAUUCAAUUGAUCCAGAGCCACUUCGUGGACGAAUAUGACCCAACAAUUGAAGAUUCAUACCGCAAGCAGUGUGUCAUUGACGAUGAGGUCGCUCUGUUGGAUGUCCUCGAUACCGCCGGACAGGAAGAAUACUCUGCCAUGCGCGAACAAUAUAUGCGAACGGGCGAAGGCUUCCUCCUGGUCUACUCCAUCACAUCGCGUCAAUCCUUUGAAGAAAUCAUGACAUUCCAACAACAAAUCCUCCGCGUUAAGGACAAGGACUACUUCCCUAUCAUUGUCGUCGGCAACAAAUGCGAUCUCGACAAGGAGCGAGUGGUAUCCGAACAAGAGGGCGAAUCCUUGGCACGACAGUUCGGCUGCAAGUUCAUCGAAACAUCCGCGAAAUCGCGCAUCAAUGUCGAAAACGCUUUUUACGACCUUGUGCGUGAGAUCCGCCGGUACAACAAGGAGAUGUCCAACCCAUCUGGAUCCGGUGCAUUCGGCGCCCGCGCCCCCGACAGCAAAAUGGACGUAAGCGAGCCUGGUGAGAGCGCCGGCUGCUGCGGGAAAUGUAUUGUUAUGUAAUUGGCAGGCGCUGGGCUCGACAGGAUGCAAGCACGCUGUUUGAGAAACGAAAGGAAAGAUUUCACAUAGAGAAGAAACCCCGACUUUAGCGACAGCCACCUCGGAACGGAAUAAUGAACGCUCGUCGACGGGUUUGCGGAUUGUGACGCUUUUUUUAUACCUACCGAACCAUACGAUGUCCGCUUCCACCUUCCCAUCCAUCACGCCGUCAUCUUCUCCAUCCAUGAAUAUUCGAUUCCCCCUCUGGUUGUCUGUUUGAUCUACUGUGUUUUACCAUUUAUUCCCAUGUUUUUUUUUUACUUGAAAGAUUAGUCUGAUGAUACAUAUCUCGUUGAUAUGCGAGGAUAGGCGCGCCAAUAGAUUUGAGCUGUUCGUAUGUAUGUACAUUUUCAAUUGCACUUUGAUCUGGUACAGU
Molecule: messenger RNA, 1448 nt
Organism: Aspergillus nidulans FGSC A4
Lineage: Eukaryota; Fungi; Ascomycota; Eurotiomycetes; Eurotiales; Aspergillaceae
Gene: rasA
Product: Ras family GTPase rasA
Exons: 4
Coding region: 395-1033 (212 amino acids)
Biological process (GO): signal transduction
Cellular component (GO): plasma membrane; membrane
Molecular function (GO): GTPase activity; GTP binding; G protein activity
Source: RefSeq, a predicted model, not a curated record